This is a messenger RNA of Adineta steineri, 549 nucleotides long. NCBI's taxonomy places the organism in Eukaryota, Metazoa, Rotifera, Eurotatoria, Adinetida, Adinetidae. The record is from the annotation of a GenBank genome assembly.
AUGACAAGCAACGAAGUUGACAAUAUAAACGGAUCUGCUGCAAAUAAUACAGCAGAUAAACCAUUAAGUUCAAUCGUUGAAACGCCAUUGACUGAUUCACUUGUCAAUGAAAUAUUUCAUCAACAAAAUAAUGAUGGUUCAUAUCCAACAACAGAUGAAUUUGGUAAAUUAUUCAAUGUUGAUUUUGAACAAGUUAAAAAUCAAUUAAAAGAAAAAGGUUUAGAUUCAUCAAUUUCAGAUGAAAUUCAUCGGCUUAUAUCAACAGCUUCCAUACUCUUUUAUUUCUUAUAUCAUAGUCAAAAAACACAAUUUCCUGUUGAUAUUGAUGCUAUUAAACAAUUUGUAUCAAAAGCACGAACAGAAUUAGAAGGUUUCUCAAUGAAAGCUGAUCCAAUUAUGCAAACAUAUAUCGAUAAAGGUGAAUUAGCUGUGAAAUAUGUUAUUGAUACACGUGAAAAAUAUGCUAAUAUUUGUAAUGAUUUAAAAUUAUCUCAUCCAACUUGGGAAUCAUACAUACAACAUUUAAUGAAUUUAGACAAACAAGAAUAG